CUCCUCCUCCUCCCCCCGGCGCGGUGGGAGGAGACAGUCCUCCUGAAGCAGCCGGGGCUCCGGUACCUUCACGUCACACAAGGCAAUGCCGGAGACUCACACGAUCCGCUGGUUCCGAUGAAAGGAAGAAGUCGAGCGUAACUCGGGCUGUCCAUGCGCUGACGCCAGACAUCGUCCAGAUCAGCUCGGCGCUCCGCUCACACAACAUCCUGCCGGGGCGGCGGGGAGGGGAAACUCUCUGCUGAGCUGCUACUAUUGUGAACACACAGCGGGGGUCGCGCAGAGAGAAGAAGAAGAAGAUGUUAAUGAAGGAGUACAGGAUAUGCAUGCCCCUCACUGUAGAGGAGUACCGGAUCGGGCAGCUGUACAUGAUUAGCAAACACAGCCAUGAGCAGAGCGACCGAGGGGAAGGAGUGGAGGUGGUCCAGAACGAACCCUUUGAAGACCCAGUUCACGGCCAAGGACAGUUCACAGAGAAACGCGUCUACCUCAACAGUAAAUUACCCAGCUGGGCCCGAGCAGUGGUUCCUAAAAUCUUCUACGUCACAGAGAAAGCCUGGAACUACUACCCUUACACCAUAACGGAAUAUACAUGCUCAUUCCUGCCCAAGUUCUCCAUCCACAUAGAGACAAAAUACGAGGACAACAAAGGAAGCAACGACAACAUCUUUGACAUCGAGCUGAAGGACCAGGAGAGGGAGAUUUGCUUCGUCGACAUCGCCUACGAUGAGAUCCCCGAGCGCUACUACAAAGAGUCCGAGGAUUUGCGGUAUUUCCAGUCGGAAAAGACGAAGCGAGGCAUACUGCAGGAAGGCUGGAGGGACACACAGGAGCCCAUCAUGUGCUCCUACAAACUGGUCACGGUCAAGUUUGAGGUGUGGGGCCUGCAGACACGAGUGGAGCAGUUUGUGCACAAGGUGGUCAGAGACGUGCUGCUGCUGGGACACAGGCAGGCGUUUGCUUGGGUUGACGAAUGGAUAGACAUGACAAUGGAUGAGGUCAGAGAGUUUGAGCGAACCAUCCAGGAGGCCACCAACCAGAAGAUCGGGGUGUUUCCCCCAUCAAUCUCCAUAAGCGAGACCCCCUUGUCCUCCUGCGCCCUAACUGGCCCGGCCAGUGCCCCGUCAACCCCGAUGUGCACGGAUGCACCCGAAUCCCUCUCUGUCCCCAAAGACCGGCCUCGUAAAAAGUCCGCCCCCGAAACACUGACCCUACCUGAGCCCGUCCCCAGCGAAGCCGCAGAGGACUCUAGCCUGAACCUGUUACCCGUCUCCAACCACCUCCAGUCAUCCACACCGCCUUCCGACUGCGACCCUGCUGAAAUGGGCGAGCAGUAGAACAGCCUCCGUUGUAUACUUCUUCUUGUCUUGUCUUACGAGCCCAAUGAGGGUACCCUUGCCUCCAAGCACCAGUGCCCUGACUUUCAACUUGUUUAGCCAUAACCAAUUAUAGGCCAUAAUCGUUACCAUAUGCCAACCCCUCUAUAGGUCUUCAUUAGUGUCAUUGAUGCCAUCCAGGCAGCUGCAGGCCCGGUCACUUCGGUGUGGCCGAGCGUAAAGUCAAGCGAGCCAGAUGCGAGAUCUUUUCUAAUUAAUGCAUUUAAUGUUUAUCAAAAUCAAAGAUUAUUUUUGUUGAGUGGCAGUUCUCUUUGUAAAUAAAUCCUUUUCAUUAUUUUCGUAGUUACGUUUUCUUCAAUCAGACUAUCUGGCCACGAAUUCUUGCAUUUUGAAGUAGUUGCCUUGACACCACAGAGCCAGUGGAGAUUCAGCUUCGUUAGUGUUCAGAGUAAUCGUACCCGUUACUAAUCUGCAUAGUUGAUAGCAUGAUAACGAUCGACUUGAUGAUUCAAACUGGAACAGCACAGUAGACGUGGAGCAGAACAGAUCUACUUUGACGGUAGAUCUGUUGAAGUGUUUCUGCAGCCAGUUGGCCUGGCGUGUGGAUCGCACUGUCGUUUCCUCUCUAAACUAAAAAAAAAGAAAAAAAAAAUCAAAAUCUGUACAAUCAUGAAGAGAAUGCACCUCAGGUCUCCCCAAACUCUACCCGGUUCGCACUCCAAAGGCAGGGACGCUGUUGCACGUAACUCUCCCCGCUUAUUUGCCAAACCAUUUUAUACUUCCAUAGAUAGUACAAAAAUAUAUGUAAAAAAAGAAACACACACACACACAAAACAGCCUACUUAAACCUGGGAAUGUUUACACAUCUUAGACCUUUUAAAUGAAACCAUCACUAUGUCUGCAGUGUCGGUUUGACGCUUGCAAGAUUUAAUUUGUUCAUCCUCUGCAUCUUAAGAGGUCGGCGUCGGCACUUCAAACUCAGAUGUUGCCUGAAACUAAUGACGGAGAUCUCAUGUGACAUAAAUGUGAUUCAGGAAAAUCCAAUCAGUAAUAUCACUUUCGUCACAUGUCGGGGGGGGGGAACAAAACGCCAUUUUUUACGACAGCUUUUAGCCACCGACUGACCAUCGCGCACCUCGAAGGCGAUGAGAAGUCGGCGCUGAAUUUGAAAAGACGGGCACAUGUGUCAAGCUGACUUGUGUAUGUGCUUCACUCGGCGCACAGUGUGUGAAGACUGGACUUGCCAGCCCAGAUUGGUGAAAGCGAAACGAAAGCGUCCUUUGCAGACACCAGUCGUUUAUUUCAUCUGUGUAUUAACGGACGACUGUCAAAGAACCAGUAGGCUUUAGUACACCGAUCAAUAUACUCUUUGUUUUCCAAUCAAUAUUAUUCAAAGACGGGGUUUUAUAAUGCUGCAUGGAAUGUUCACAACUUGUAUACAAAAUAUAUGUGUGAUUAUACUGUGUAUGAAUGGAUUGUUACAGUAUAAGUAAUGUAACUCAUGAAGAAAAAAACAAUGCUUCCAUUGGAAGUCUGACGUAAUUUUGUACAGUAGGAAAUCAGAUUUCGACUGAAAUGUAAGCAUGUUCAGAGUAUUUACUGCAGGCCUAUGAACUCUUUGAACUCAGUGCCUCUGCAUGCUACAAUUUUAUCAUCACCUACCUGCGUGUACAUCCAAAUUUGAUUAUUAGUUCAGCUGCAGAAAUCCAAACUUUCAUGACUUUUUAAUGACAUGUACAACUCUGAUGACUCACAAAGAUUCUGUGGGCAUGAAUGUCAUUCAUGUCGGGGUUUUAACCAUGGAUUUAAUUUGUUUAAGUCCACGGUUAGAAUUUUAUUGUCUGAAGUGGAAAGUACCUUUACAUCGUGCUAAGAAAAUCUCACCAGCAAGUAAAUGGACAGGUCUCCACUCGGUUUGUAAACCUUGAUUAUAAGUCCAAAAAUUUGGCAUUAUUGUCUAUGUUAAUCAAUAUUCGAGAAUAUUAAAACCUGCUUAUCUGAUUUUUUUUUUUUGCUGUUCACACUGAAAACUUUCCCUGCGAGAUCACUUGGGUUUUGGUUUUUUACUCCUACCGCCUUCGAUUUUUCUUACAAAGGUUUACCUUUCGAGUUUGCUCUCAUUUCACUUUUACACUGAUGUGCGUUUGUCAUCUGCGGGAAUGUUGAAACGCUUUGGAAAAUUUUCAGGCAACGAUAAUUUUCCUACGAUAUCAGUGGAGAAGUUACUCCCAUCCUAUCAAUAGCUACAUAUCAGCGAGGCUGUAUGUUUAUAUUUUAUGCAAAGUUGUGCCAUUCUUGCUUUUAAAAAUGAUUGAAGUUGUUGUCCUAAUUUCAACGAGGAGAAAUGUUUUGGGGAAACAAGUACAAGUCCUGAAUUGUAAAGACAUUCAUGUGUAUGAGGAGUCUGUCUGAAGUCACCAGAGUUUUUGCAUUGCAUUCCCUACAUUGUAGUCCAGGAAUCAUUUGCAGUUGUUACAAAUUAUUUUUUGAAAGUUUUGCUGCACUUUUUUGUUUUUAUUUUUUUUCCCAGUUUCCUUCUGGGAUUUAGAGUAAGACCGUUCCAACAAAAGUGUUGCCACUGCAAGAAGAUGCAGACGGGUUUAACAUAUCAGACGCCACCACCAGAUUCUCAAGCGACUGGGCUAACUUGCUGUGUUUUUCACUCAGUCACUGACGCUGGCGUAGAUUUCUCAGUCAUCCAGGUCAAGACGAUCCUAAGUGCUCGAGUAGAAGGCAACUGGACUUCUUCUGUCGUUUCUUGUCCCAGUUCACACCAUGGGACCAAAACACGCGUCUUAACGGCCCCGUUGUCUUCAGUUGUCCGGCUCGUCUGGUUCCGUAAACUUGUUACUUCCAUCCAUGCUGGGAAUUGAAGAAGCCCCUCUGAGCGAGCGGCGAAACGUCUACGCGCAUCGAGAGAAGUCCAGUUCUGCUUAAGCACGCAGGGUUCGAUCGCUGACGUAACUCAGAUGCAUCCUGCACUUUCCAGUCUUUGACACCUCAAUUGACAAUGAAGGAAUGUGUUUGUUUGUUCGGUGGACCAAAAAUCCGCUCGUUCGGCACAGUGAGGAGACAAGAAGAGAAGAUACUCAGUGGUCUUACCAUAGUAUUCUGUCGAUAAUUAGUAUAGACUUUCAUUUAGAUGUAGAGAGAGAAAAGAACUAGAUGAAACUGUAGCUAUUUAUUUGUAACCGUAGCUUUUGUUGUUGCCUUUUAAGGAUAAACAAAUCUACAUACCAGUCAUUGGCCGUCGGUUUAGAUCUAUUUUGUAUAGAUUAUAGAUGCUUACUAGUCUGGUAUCGACCACCUCUCUUGUCAGGAAAACAUCGAUCCAGGGACAUAUAUGGGCUAUUAAAAUAAUGCAAAGUGUAUGUGGAGCGUUAAUCUCUGCUCUGUUUAAAAGAGUAACCCGAUAGCUCUUGUAAAUACAGCUGUUGAUGAUUAAUAUUGUAGAUUUCUUCUGUUGAGUCUGCUCUGGCUUUUAUUACUGAUGUGCCAUGAAUGCGCUGAUGGACUGAAAUUGGACAAGGGAAAUCUUCUUGCGUGUGUGUGUGUGUGGGGGUGGG
Poeciliopsis prolifica (blackstripe livebearer) is the source of this 4903-nucleotide messenger RNA. Its product is annotated as cytoplasmic phosphatidylinositol transfer protein 1-like. Gene Ontology annotation, molecular function: phosphatidylinositol binding; phosphatidylinositol transfer activity. The record is from RefSeq and is a predicted model, not a curated record. The transcript is spliced from 9 exons. NCBI's taxonomy places the organism in Eukaryota, Metazoa, Chordata, Actinopteri, Cyprinodontiformes, Poeciliidae. Gene Ontology annotation, biological process: phospholipid transport. Bases 300 to 1337 code for a protein of 345 amino acids. Gene Ontology annotation, cellular component: cytoplasm.